AUGGGGUUGCCUGAGACUUAUAACUCUUUUCCCAAGCGAGGCUAUGGAGAUGUCUAUCUUUCCUCUCGUGGGGUCCAAGGCCUUACCUGCAGUGUUGUAUUUACAGUACUUGCAUCUGUCUUCGUGGGGCUACGCUUGUAUACCCGUGUCAAGAUUAUGAGGAGGAUGGAAACAAAUGAUUGGAUGGUUGUCAUUGCUCUUGUAAAUGCAUAUAUCUUCAUGGGUCUGGAUAUUGUCGAAGCGACUAGUGGAAUGGGGAUGCACCUCAAAGAUAUCCCCCCAGAGAUUCUCGAAAGACAAAUGAAGGCAUUCUGGCUUACGAUUCCCUUCUACAACGCCGCUGUCCUGUGCGCGAAAGCAUCAAUUCUCAUGCAAUAUUUUCGCGUCUUUCCAACUCAUCGCAUGCGAGUCGUAUGCUGGGUCAUGAUCACCAUUCUGGCAUUAUAUGGCACAUGGGCUGUCAUAAGCGCAUUUUUAAACUGUAUUCCUGUCGCAAAGUUCUGGGACGACUCAAUUCCAGGGUUCUGUCUGAGCAAACCUGGGCUAUGGUUCUCGAAUGCUAGCAUGCAUAUCACCACCGACUUGGUCAUUCUCAUCAUCCCUAUCCCGGCUUUAAUUGCACUUGAUAUUCCAAAGAGACAAAAGGGAGCCUUAAUGAUACUGUUUGCACUGGGUGGAUUUGUGUGUGUUACCAGCAUCGUCCGUCUCGUUAGCUUGAAGAAGAUUUCCGAUUCAACAGAUCCAACCUAUGACAACGUUGGAGCUGCAUCGUGGUCCGCUAUAGAAUGUAACGUCGGCAUCAUUUGUGCUUGUUUACCGACACUUAAGCCACUCAUCUCAAAGCUUGUCCCGGGUCUGUUAUCUACAUUGAAUGGGAGCCGCCGCUAUGGCAGUGGGCACAUGUCAACAACACAGCGAACGACAACAUGGAAUGAUGAGUCUACACUCGGCGCUCCAGGUGAAGAUCCUGAGUACGGCUCUGGUGAUCCGGAGAGAGUUCUAGAGCUUGUUUCUACAGGUCCCUUGAAAUAUGGGAAGCGGUGGUCAAAAGAUAACAAGGUUCAUGGACUUGGCGUCCCUGAUAUCACGGAGGUGACCGAGCUUACAAGGCAGCCUGAGGAACAUGAGUUUGAUCAUGUCCAUCAUCAUUCACAUAACAUAUCCGAGGCGUCUUCUUAUUCGCGCAACUGA
Penicillium angulare is the source of this 1191-nucleotide messenger RNA. RefSeq lists its product as uncharacterized. The coding region runs from base 1 to 1191 and encodes 396 amino acids. NCBI's taxonomy places the organism in Eukaryota, Fungi, Ascomycota, Eurotiomycetes, Eurotiales, Aspergillaceae. The transcript has 5 exons. The record is from RefSeq and is a predicted model, not a curated record.